Microcebus murinus (gray mouse lemur) is the source of this 26239-nucleotide messenger RNA. RefSeq names its product leucine rich repeat transmembrane protein 3 (gene LRTM3). The record is from RefSeq and is a predicted model, not a curated record. Lineage: Eukaryota; Metazoa; Chordata; Mammalia; Primates; Cheirogaleidae.
GGAAGAGUACCCCAUAUCAGAGGUAGUAUUUUUACAUUUUUCUAGUCCAGAUUAUCCUGUCUACUUGUGACAAAAAUUGUAUUUGGUUGGUUGGCUUCCAGGCCUACCCUCUAGACUUUGAGGGAAAAUGAGCAGUAUUAUACUUAGAUCUGCCUCUGCCCCACCCUUAAUUCUGACAUCUGAAAGAACAUCACAAAUAACUCCUUGGAAUCACCAUAGGCAAGGUGAAGAGGAAAUUCUCCAGGAAGCCAUUCCAAGGACUAACUUUAGUUUUCUGCUUUUCAAUAGAUCAUAAAGGGGUGCAUUGCCAACUCUGGCAAAAAGAAAUAUAAAAUGAAGUGUUAUAUUUUAAGAAAAAAAAUCAGGCCCAUAGGAGAUAACUUAUUUGUCUUAGAUAGUAACAAUGGGACAUACUUACCUAAAAUUAUUUUGUUCCAAGUUUAAAAAAUAAAAUAAUUUGGCAUUUAUCUGAAAUUCAAAUUAAAUUGGGCAUCUAAUAUUUAUAUUUACUAAAUCUGUCAACCCUACAUUCAUUCUAAGAAAGAACUAUAGUUUUUCUGACUAUGAAGAAGCAUAAAAUACACUAGUCCUGGUGGUCAUAGAAAGGGUUAUGUCAAAUGCUUUCUACCAAUUCAAAUUCAUUCUAUUUUUUUUUUAAUUAUAGGGCAGUGAUAAUCCAACUAUGCUAAGGGAUUAUAGAAUUAUAUUGCCUUUUUAUGAAGUUAAUGGAUAACUUUUUGAAUUUUAAUAAACUACUUAUGGCACUGUACAUGUCUCACCAAUGAACUUUCAUUAUUGCUAAAGUAAGUUGAGCUCAAAUACCCACUAUGACACGUACCUCACUUUGCUUAGGCCCACAGCAAUCACUACUGCACUGGAUAAGGCACUGGGCAGCACUGGAAAUUUUUUUCUGCAGAGUGUUGCACAUGGUUACAAGAUGGGCAUACCAACUUUUUAUGUUUUGGGGCAUCUGAAAUCUAGGACUUCUGAAUGAGACACUGAUCUCUUUCAAAUAUUACAUUAAAAUGUCAAAGCAAUAUUAUUUCUUUAAAGAAGGGAUAAGGGAGAGAUUAGAAAAUAAUACAUCUUUGGCAUUUUGGGACCUAGAGUCCUGGAUUAUUCAAAAUGAUUGGGUAGCAAUCCUCUUUAUAAUUUUCCUAGGAAUUAUUUUUGAGCUAGUACUAGUAAAAAUUUGUGCAUUCUUUCAGAAGAAGCCUGUACGUCCAGAAAAGGGUAGUUCAGAUGCCCAAGAGAAUGAAGACAGUUACCUGAAAAGCAUGAAAUUUGCUCCAGAGAAUCAGUCAGUUACUCAUUCAUCUUCAGAAGAAAGAGUUGACACUUUUUCAGAAAGAAGAAUUACAUCAUUACUUACAGCUAAAGAAAAUGAAGGUAACUUUGAAGAUGGAAUUUUGUCUUCAGAUGAAAUAAUAUGGGCACAUACCAGUGAAAGUGAAUAUCAAGUAAGUCACUUUAGUGAAAGUCACGUGCCAUCUUCAACUGAGAACAGCUCAUCUUUGUCAUUGUUUCAUUCAGAAGUAAAGGAAAUUUUUCUAAGUCGUAGAGAACAUCCAGAAAAUGAAAUACAAUUUUCCUCAAAGAAAUUAUUUUCAAUAAUGAAAACGAACAAAAAUAAAAAUUCAGGGUUUUCUUCUGAUCUUAAAUUUUUAGUAACUAAAUUCACUGUAGAAAAUGAAGAUCUAGAUGUGGCACCAUGCCCUCCUGCUCAUUUAUUUCUUUCUAGAGACCAAGUUAGACGUCUGGAAGAAAAUGUGAGAAAUCAAAUUCCUUCGAAACCUAAAGCUAAGUUAGUGAGUGGAACUACAGAUCUGUGCUUAAGAUCCCCAAUGUCUUUGAUUCAGAAUCAACAUUCUGUUGCAAUGGUUAUUUCUGCCCAAGCACAAGAUUCUUUUCUAGGACAAAAUGCUAUUCAGAAUCAAGGUUUUUAUGAAGCCAAAUUUCUUAGUCAAGCCCCAAAAUUUGUUCACGACCAAGAAUCUAUCAACAGCCAGCCUGAUAUCACAGCCAGCUACUUUGCUCAGCCUCAAGAUUUGAUGAGGAAACCAUUUAUCAGCAGCAUACAAGACUCCUUCCAAGCCCAAGAUUUAGACAGGAGUCAACAUUUUGUUAAAAUGACACAAGAUUCAGUAAAGGACCUAGAAUCUGAUGAACAGUUAGGUGAGGCCCAAUAUCCUGUUUGGUGUGAAGAUUCAAACAAGAUUAAAUAUUCAGUCAAGGGGAAAAAUACUAUUUAUAAGAAUAGUAAAUUCAUGGUUUUAACUGUAAGUCCAAAUUUAGUUGCUGAAGAUGUUCUGCAACUAGAGAGCUUAAAGCCACAAGACCAGCAACAAAUUGCUUCAUCAGAAUUAACCCAGGAUUCUGUAUAUAACUCAGUGCCUCUUUCACCUACCAUUAAAGGACAGAAAAACAGAAGAAAAACAUCAGACAGUAAAAGCAAACCCAAUCUUAAUAUACUAUCUCUAAAAGCAAAGAAAACACUAACUUCACGGGUAUUUCAAAUCACAGUAUGUUACCCUUCAAAAGAUCGAAAUGAAUUAGGAUGCAAGAACAAUGCUAGAAAGAAAGAAUUACGUGAAAGGAAAGGCGUAUCAGAUAUAGCUUUGAAUCUUAUUUCUGUUUCCAAGCAUACUCUUUCUUAUAUUAAAAAAUAUUCCAGAAAAAAACUAGUGAAAGUCAUGCCAGGUUUAAUAAAAUGUGAACAUUUUCUGCAGAAGCAAAAUAAGUCACCAGAUACAGAGAAAAUCAAUUACACAUUUGACCUGCAUAUUCCAAAGCAUGAGACACCUUUAGAAGAAGCUAUAUCAGAACCUAUGCAGAAACUUGUUUCAUCUCCCAAAAUGGAAUCAAACAGAACAAUGAAAAUACAGGAAGAUCUACAAAAUACAGAAAAUUCCCAUCUUCAAAUUUCAAAUGGAGAGGAGUUGCCAACUAGUACACCAAAAAUGCAAAAGUGCUUUCCCUUUGAAAAGGAAAAUAUACAGAAACAAAAGGAUUUUUUGGAAAUUGUUCUGGAGUCGUCAAAUGUCCAUUUGCUCAUCUCCCUAGGAAACAAAAAGCAUAAAAGCAGUGAAGAAUUAGAAAGCACAAAACUUCAAGUGAGUACAGAAAGUGUAAAUCUGAAGAAAAAAUCAUUUGUACUUAAUAUUACAGAAUACAGUGACCUAAAUGAAAGUGAUGAAUUAGAAAGCAACACUAGAAGCAUUAUAAAAAAUAUGCAUCAAGAUAAAAGAGUAUCUGAUGCCACUUAUGCUAUCAUUUCUGAACCACCUGAUAUGGAAAUGGACAGCAAAUUCAAAGCCAAGACAGAUACAUCAGGAAUAAUAAGGCUUAGCCAUUCAGCAUCAAACCAAGAGAAAUUGCUAGAUGAAAAGGAAACAUGUGAUGCAAAAUACAUUGAGAAGAGCUCUAUUUUUAAAAAGCCACAACAACGUGACAGAGAGAAAGAGAAUGAAGUGAAACAAGAGGAACAAGAAGCAAUUCCAGAGCUGACAGAAGGUUUCAAGUUCAGCAUACAUCUAAAUCAAAAGCCCAAACAUCUCAAAUUUGAAAUGGAACAGAUCAGUUCAGGAAGUAGAAAAACUCCAAAUGAAAAGCAAGAGAUACAAACAAAUACUCUUUCUACACAGACUAUCUUGGGACCUAGUCCAUGUACCUUGACAGAUCCAAUUCAAGUUGAGAAGGUGAAGCAAAGCACAGACAGACCUACAGACAGAGAAAGUGCUACAGAUCCAAAGAAUCCACUUACAAGGACAGAGACCUUGCCAGUUGGUCAACUUUUAAUUGAAACAGAGCAUGAUGUCUCAUUUGGUGGACAGCCCAGAAAGAAACUGGAUGGUCAUAUUGUAGAAGAAAAGGAAGACUUAAAAAGAGAUUUACCAGAAGUUACCCUGGGAACUUUCAAUAUCCACAUACCUACUGUAUCAUAUUGUAAAAGGCAGAAAAUUAAAAAAAAGUCGAGAAGAAAAAGUAUGCCCAGUGUCAAAUAUGUAAUUAAUAAAGUAAAGAAGCCAGCAAUCUCACUGAAACCUUCUGUCCACAUAUGUGGUACUCCAACCUAUACAAAAAGAUUGAGAGGCAAUUUUGAAAUCAUAAUUACACAGAUACUGCAAGAUAAAAUUGUGUCAGAUGUGCUUCUAAGUAUUAUUUACCCUUGCAUCUCUAUUUUGCCUAAUACUAAAAUGCAUUGCAGAUUAAAUGCAGAAAAUCAGAGUCAUAUCAAGCAAAUGCAAGAGGAAUCUCAAGUUGCAAGGGAAGAAAAGUAUUUAGAUUCCACUGAUGAGGGAAAUGAAUCCCAAAACACACUAGAAGCUAAAUUGCAAGAUGAAGAAGCUCUACCAAAAGCAGUUCCUCAGGAUAGCUGGAACUGCAGACUUGAUGCACAUCCAGUGAUGGAGAAUAAAACAGAGAAAGAAAUGCAUCAACCAAUCCCACUCAAAGGAAGCAUUAUGGAAUCUGUUGACUCCCCCAUAAUGGAUCCAUCUCAUGUUGAGAAUGUGAAGAAAAGCCUAUCAUCACAAACAGACUUCAAAGGCACUGCAGAUUCCGAGAUGCUGUCUCCAAUAUCAGGAAAAUCACUGACCGGAGACCCUUUAAACCAAACAAGAGAAAGUGGUGUUCCAAGUGAUGGAAAUGAUACAAGGGAAAUGGAUACAAGGGAAAAUAACUGUUUUGCAGAAAAAAGGGCAGAAUUACUAAAAGAUUCACCAGCAACUUCCCUAGAGACUUUUAAUUGCGACAUGCCUAGUUUAUCUUGUUCUAAAAGAAAGAAAAACAGAGUAACAUUUGCACAAAUGACAACUAUAAUGGGGCCCACAUGUAUAAAUGUGAAGGCAAUAAAGCCAUCAACCUCACUAAUAUUCAGUAUGACAAACCACGGAAGGGCAUUGGAAUCAGACUUUCAGACCAAGGUUGAAAAGAUAAACCAAGCUGAAGGAUUGGCUCCUGAAUGUCUAAAUACCCUUUACUCUUCCAUACAUAGCAGAUUGCAGAAAGAGUUCUGUAGUGCUCAAUUAAAGCAAGGAGAACCAGCACAUAAAAAGUAUGUUGAUUUCUUUGCUAAGAGUAGGGCAUUCUAUGACAGAGAUGAAAACUUGCAAGCUGGAGAAGAAGAAGAACAAAAGGCUACAAAAGAAGCAGCUCCACAGCAUAGCCAGCACCUAUGGUCUGAUGCCUACCAAAUGAAGGAGAUCCACCUUGACAAAUCAGAUCCAGCACUGAACUCUUUAACACAAGAGCUACCUGUUAAUGGGCAAAAUGUGCAGCACUCCGCAGGUUUUACACAAACUAGUUUGGAGGCUAGUUUCAAAAUGGAUCCUAUAGAAGCUGAAGAACUACAGAAAGCCAACAAAACAGAAAAUGACAUAAAAGUCCCUGUGGGUCCUAAGAUUCCACCUCCCAAAGCAGGAAAUUCAUUACUUGAUGAACUUUUGAACACAGUGACAGAGUACGGCUUAUCAUCUGGUAGAAACCCCAAAAGGAAACUAGAUUCUUAUUUUGUGGGAAAAAAUUCAGAGAUACCAACAGAUUCACAAGUGACAUUCCAGCAAUUUUCUGAUUCAUUUGUUUCUAAAUCAGAAAGACAGAAAAAGACAUUAAAAUUAGCAAGGAGACAAACACUAGCAAGUUGCAGAAGUAGAACCAUGAAGAAAAUAAAGCUAUUGGUUUCCUGUAUACUUAAUGGCAGGCAUAGCAUUCAAGGCAAUAUUAAAAUAAAAAUGAAUGAUCCACAGCAAAGGGAAUAUGUAGCAAAUGCAUUUUUAGACAUCAUUCACUCCAAGAUGCCUUUGCCUGACAUGAAAAUGAGAAAUUUAAAUGUAGAGACAGAUAUACAGAAGAUAACAAGAUUUGAUCAUACGCAGCAAAUGCAAGAGGAAUCACCAAGUGGAAGAAAAAUAUGUUGCCCAGAUUCUAUUGAAAUUAGUAGCUUCGCUAACAGUGUGACAUAUAGAAAGGAGUGGGAAGGGGAACCUGAAGCUUUACAGGCUCUGGAGAAUAGCCACAGCUUCACACUCAAUGCCUAUCAGAAAGAUCAUGAGCUUGUCAAAUCAGAUGAGGAACUGAACCAACCAGAAAGUACAAAUAUUCAAGUACAACCACAAACACAUUUUACACAAAUGACUUUGGGGUCUACUUCAUGCCCUAUACUGGACCAAUUUCAAUUUGAAAAGCUAGAGAGUUGUGUUAGGUUUUCACCUCUAAAGUCUGGGGAAGCAAAUGUUGAUGAAAUUGUAUUUUCCACAAGAAAAGGUGGUAUCUCAUCUGAUGCAAGCCAUCAAAAGGAACAGGCUGGUGAUAGUGAAAAUAAAGAGGCAGUGACUUUUGAUUUCAACAUGCCAGAUUUAUCUACAACUGAAAGGAAGAGAAACUUCAAACAAUUUUCAGACAUGAAAAGUUUAGUGAAUCUCAAAUCUGGAAUUAUGAAGGCAAAGAAACCAUCAAUUUCCUACAUGCUCAAUAUCAAGGGUAAUGCUAGUCCAAACCAUAGAAAAGAAUUGAGAUAUAACUUGACAACCAAAAUGAAAGAGGUGCAUCAAGGUAAAAAAGUGGCAGAUAAAACAUACUCUUUCAUGACUGUUACACCUGACAUUAAUAUGUACGGCAGUGUAGAAACAGAAAAAGACAUGCUGAGAAGAAAAAGAGUCAGUUCUAAACAAGUAAAGCAAGAGAUAGCGCCACAUGAUAACAUCAAAGAAACCAAUUCUCAAGAUGAAGAGGAAGAAGAAAGUGAAGAGGAGGCAUUAUUAAAAGUAAUUCCACAGCAUAUCCAACAUUUUGUAUUCUGUUCAGGUCAAAGGAAGGAUGUUGACUUUCACAAAUCAGAAAGCCAAGGAAGUAGAAAAAUUCUGUUUGUUACCGAACAAGAUGUCCCACAGCAAAUUCAGCCUACAGAUUCAAUGCAGGGAGAAGAGAUGAAGAAAAUCCUCCAGACACAAAAUGGCACAAUAUGUACAAGUUCAAAGCUUUCUCCUCUAAAAUCAGAGGAAUCACUAGUUGAUGAAGUUUUAAUUAGUACAAUUAAAUGUGGUAUCUCAACUGAUGGGAACUGUAUGGAAGAACAGCACGGUGGUAGUAGAGAGGAAAAGGCAGAAUUUAAAAAAGAUCUACAGGCAACUGUCCUGGAGUCUUUGAAUCUCUCCACACCGGAUCCAUUUGCAUCUAAAAGGCAGAGAAAAAUACUUACACGUAGAAUCUUAGAAAAUGAAAUGAGCCCCCAAUGUAUAAUGAAGAAGGCAAUGGUCUCCCCGAUGUUUAAUAUCAUAGGAAGUAGUAUGUCAGGCCAUAAAAGUCAAUUAGAAUGCAACGUCAAAACCAUGAUGAAACAAGGUAAACCUGUGGCAGAUAUAUUCUUAAAUGCCACUUCUUCUCCCAUGCCUGUUUCCCUUGGUGUGAAAGUGCAUAACAGAAUAAAAGAGACAGACAUGCUGUGGGAAACAAAAUUUAGUCAUGAACAGCAACAACUAGAGAAGUUAGCACAUGAAGAGAGGGCCUGGUACACAGAUUCCAGUGGUAAGGGUAAUACAUCAAAUGGCACUAAAGAUGUCAAAGACCUAAGUGGAGAAGCAGCCCCACUAAUUUCCCAAAACUGCAAUUUCAAUGCUCAUAAAACAGAGGAACCUAACUUGGGGAAGUCAGACCUAGAACUCAAGAAUUCAGCAAGCAAAAAUAUCCCAGAAGCACUUACUAUAGCUCAAGAGAUGCAACAACAAACACUUGCCACACAACGUGUAUUAAAUUCUAUUUCUCAUUCUACUUUGAAUUCAUUUCCAUUGGCCAAGUUACCAAAAAGAAUAAAAACACAAAAAUGCUUAAAAGAUACAGGGAGUCCAAAGAUUUCAUCUUCAAUGCCAAGGAAAUCCAUUAGUGAAUUUUUAGUUGUUACAACACAGAGUGAUGUCCCCUCAGAAAGAGGCCCUAGAAAAGAACUUGUUAGUUCUUUUCCAGAGGGAGAAAUAAGGUUACUAAAGGAUUUACAGAUGAGAACCCUAGAGUCUUUUGAUUUCUCCAUGCCUACUUCAUCUGAAUUUAAAUGGCAAAGAAAUGCAGCAAACCCCCCUAAGUCUGUAACUGGGAAAGCACAGAUACCAUCAACUUUUGAAACAAUUGAUAUUACUAGGUGUGGUUCCCUUAGCCAUAGAAAGAAACAGGAAUUCUCUUUGGGAAACAUGGCCAAAGAAAUACGUCAAAGUACGUCAAAUAUAUUUAUGAAUACCUUUUCACAUACACCUCUUUCAACUGACAUCAAAAUGCUUAAAAAUGUAAAAGCAGCAAAAAACCCAUUAAGAAAAACAAGCAAUAUCACACAGCUAAAGCAAGAUAAAGGGAAAAGAUGGUAUACAUAUCCCUUUAAUAAAUGGAGUAUCUCGAGCAACACAUUAGAAGCAAGAUGGCACUGCGAAGGAGAAAGAGAAGGCAAAGACAUUUCAUUUGAAGCAGGUCUACAACUCCUGAACAGUACAGGAGGUAGAAAAGAUCAACGUUUGCUUAUUCCAGAGCAAGAAAUACAGCAACAAAUACUGGUUUCAGAAAAUAUAUUGGAGUCUAUUUGUUCUCCUCUGACUCCGUUUCAAACUAAAAAGCUGAAGAAGAUCCUUUUGCCUCAGAAACACACACUACAUGACAUAGGUGAAAAGAUUUUGUGUCCAAGAUCAGAGAAAGCAAUGUUUGACAACCUUUUAAUUGAUGAAAUAGAGUACAGUACUACAUCUGAUGGGAACCCCGUGAGGGAGCUGGAUGUUCCUGGUACAGUUUCUUUACAACUGGAGGGGGUAGAAGAAAAUGUAAAUACACAAAAAGUGAUAAAAUGCACAGCUGAUCAAAAUAUUCCACCUGCCAACUCAGGGAAUUCAGUAUUUGGAGGUCCACAUGAUAAGAGCUGUGGACAGAAACCGGGUGGUGAUAUUGCCAGGAAACAUGAAGAGCUGCAAAGAGAUUUACUGACGAUGAGUGCAAUGUCUGCUUUAUCUGAUUCCAUAAGGAAGAAAAGGGUACUCACAUUUCCAGAAAAGAAAGAUCUUAGGAGUCCCAAAUGUGUAGCUACGAAGGCAAAGAAGACUCUUUGUUCACAGAUGCUUCCUAUCACCCAGCAUGUAAAUCUACACCACAGGAAGAAACAGGAAUGCAAUUUAGAAUCAACAGUAAAAGACACACAACAAAAUAAACAUAUUGCUAACACAUUUUUGUCCCUCAUACCAGUUUCAACUGACGUAAAAAUAGAUAAUGAAAUGCAUAGCAGGUCAAAAGCAGAGAUGGAUAUACCAAGAAUAAAAAUAUGUAAUACCCAUCUAAAGUUAGAGAAAUCACCACAUGCUGGGGACGCACAGAAGGCCAAUUUGACUGAUAUGCAAAGCAGACCCAGCAAUGCAAUGAAUAUGAACAUACUACAUGAAAAGGAAGAGAAAGCAAUUCCACACUGCAGCCAACACUUCAGGUUCAGUGCAUAUCAACUGAAAAAUCCUGGCCCUUGCAAAUCAGAAGAACUGAAGAGUUCAGAAGGCAGAAGGACUUGGGAUUUGUCUCAGACAGUGCAAAAAAUGAAGCAAGACACAUACUUUAGAGAAACUGUUUCAGAGCCUGUUUCUAGACCCAUGAUGAAUUUUCUUCAAGUUGAAACAGUGAAACAAAGUCCUCAUAUGCAAGAAGGAAUAAAAUGUAUGGUAGGUUUUAAAACUUCAUUUCCAAAAGCAGGGAAAUCAGAGAUUGGCUCAAUACCAUGUGAUACUCCCUGGAAUGGAAAUCCUGGAAGGAAAUGGGAUAGUUCUAUUUCUGAGGAAAAGGCAUGGAAUCAAAAGGACUUAAUAAGAACUGUCUUACAACCUUUAGAUUUCUCCAGCCUUGUGUCAUCUGAAUCUAAAAGCCAGAGCCAUACAGAGUUUGCAGGCAAAAAAAGUACAAUGAGUCCCAAGCACGUAAGUUUGAAGGCAAAGCAACUACCAAUUUCGCAGUUGCAUAAUAUCACAAGGUAUCCUACAGAAGGCCAUAGAUAUAAAAAGCAGCACCAUUCUAAGCACAAGAUGAAAGAGAGGCAAUGGCACACAGGUAAAGGAGGGGAAUUACUCAGUGCCACUGAGGAUGCUAAAAGUCCACCCAAAUCAGUGAUUGAUAAACUCUCUUCCCAUAUAACAGCAAGGAGCACUCUAUCUAACAGAAUAUUUCAACAAAGUCUCCAUGGUCACAUUACAGAAGAAAAGGCAGAGUUACCAGAAAACUUAGCCACAACUUUCUCAGGCCCUUUAGAUUUCUUCAUGCCUGUCUUCUCUGACUCUGAAAGCCAGAUAGAUGCAGUACAGUUAUCAGAAAGGGGAAUUUUAUUGAAUCCCAAAUGUUUAGCUGUGAAGGCAAAGAAGUCACCAAUUUCACAGAUACUUAAAAGCAAUAGACAGUUUACAACAAAAGAUAGGAAGAAACUGGAAUACAAUUUAAAAACGCUGUGUGACAGAAUUCUUGAACAAUAUCGGAAUGGUCACAUUACAGAGGAAAAGGCAGAGCUACCAGAAAACUUAGCCACAACUGUCUUGGCCCCGUUAGAUUUUUUCAUGCCUGUUUUAUCUGACUCUGAAAGCCAGAUAAACACAGUAAAGUUAACAGAAAGGGAAAUUGUAUUGAAUCCCAGGUGUUUAACUGUGAAGGAAAAGAAGUCCCCAGUUUCACAGAUACUUAAAAUCAAUAGACAGUUUACAACAAAAGAUAGGAAGAAACUGGAAUACAAUUUAAAGGCACUAUGUGAGAGAAUUCUUCAACAAAAUAUGGAUGGUCACAUUACAGAGGAAAAGACAAAGCUACCAGAAAGCUUACCCAAAACUUUCUUAGGCCCUUUAGAUUUCUUCAUGCCUGUUUUAUCUGACUCUGAAAGCCAGAUAAACACGGUACAGUUAACAGAAAGGGAAAUUGUAUUGAAUCCUAAGUAUUUAACUGUGAAGGAAAAGAAGUCACCAGUUUCACAGAUACUUAAAAUCAAUAGACAGUUUACAACAAAAGAUAGGAAGAAACUGGAUUACAAUUUAAAGGCACUAUGUAAGAGAAUUCUUCAACAAAAUAUGGAUGGUCACAUUACAGAGGGAAAGGCAGAGCUACCAGAAAGCUUAUCCAAAACUUUCUUAAGCCCUUUAGAUUUCUUCAUGCCUGUUUUAUCUGAAUCUAAAAGCCAGAUAAACACAGUACAGUUAACAGAAAGGGAAAUUAUAUUGAAUCCCAAAUGUUUAACUAUGAAGGAAAAGAAGUCACCAGUUUCACGGAUACUUAAAAUUAAUAGUCAGUUCACAACAAAAGAUAGGAAGAAACUGGAAUACAAUAUAAAAACCAAACUGAAAGCAAUGUGGCAAGGUAAAAAUGUGGAUGAUACACUUCCAAAUAUCAUUUACUUCACACAAGAUGCUUCUGACAUUAAAAGACAAAGCAUGGUCCCAACAGAGAUAGACAUGAAAUUAUCAGGCUUUAAUCAUAUACAACCAACACAAGUAGAGUCACCAGUUGAAGGGAUAGCAAGGUCUUCUGAUUGCGUUAACAAGGGAGUAGUUUCCAGCUUUUUAAAGGAAGCAAAACUGCAUGAUAGAGAGAGUGAGGAAGAGAAGCAAGAACAUCUAACAGACACUAGUCAAUUCUAUUUUAAAAACUUCAUGGCAAAUAGACACCUCAUCAAGGAACCUCAUCCUGGCAAAUCAGAAGGUGUGCUUUUAGGAGAAUCUUUUUUUCCAAAAAGUCAUAUUUACAAAGGAAAUUCAAAACAAAAUGUAAAAAUAGAAAAAACUGAAAAUGAGAAAGCAGGUCUCGAAGUUAUACUCCCAAGAAUGGAGAAAUCAGGUAUUUUUGCAGAACUCAAUGAGACAAUAGGUGAUGCUAUACCUCAAAAACAUAAUAAAAAGGAAAUUGACCAUUAUGUUUUAAAAGAAAAAGCUUCAUACAAUUUGGCAGGAGUUGUCCCAGAUUCUGUUGGCAGGGAUUUGCCUGCUUCAGAAGAAAUUAAAAGACAGAAUGGUAGCCUAAAAAUAUAUGACAGAUCAAGUCCACCUUUGAAGGCAAAGCAAUCAGCAGUUUCACAAUCACUUACUACUGCAGGUCAUGCUUCUCUAAGCAUUAAUAAGGAAAAGAAACAGAACUUAAAAGCCCAGAAGAGAGAAGUAGAGAGAGAAGUAGAGAGAAAGAAAGCUAUGUUGAAUGCAGAGCUAAAAUCUAUACAUGCUUCUAUGCCUAUUCUACACAAUAAAAUGGGACAGUCACCUAGUACCUGGGGUAUCUAUGAAAAACCUUCUGAAAAGAGAAAUUCCCUAAACAAAGCAAAAAUUAGGGAUAAAGAAGAGUAUGGACAACAGGUUUUGUUUAGAACAUCUUCAGAGUAUAUUCAGCAAUUUGAAUUUGGAGCAGAUCGAAUGAGAAAGCCUGGUCCUUUCAAAGCAGAAGCACCUUUAACGAGUACAGUGUGCCCCAAGAACAUCACUCCUCAGAAAACAGAAGCUGAUUUAAAAGAUCAAGAAACAAAGGUAAAUAUAGAAGAAUUUAGUUCAGAGUCUGUUUUUUUCUCUAAGAUACAUCUACUUCAAAUUGAAAAGCAGAAGAAAGAAUUUAACAGUGCAUACUGGAAAACAAUAGCAAAUUUCAAGACUGUUGCCCCACAAAAGAAACAGCAAGAGCCAUGUGUCUUAGGAGCUAACUGGAGUUCUCCUUAUGCCUACACACCUAUUUAUCCUAAAAUCAUAAGACAUAAAGAUAAGGCAAAAACAGCAGAUGUGGAAAGUGCUAUGCAUACCAAACAGCUAAAAAUGAAAGCCAGAAAAACAUCAGUUUCCCAGCUUCUUAGAUAUGGUACUAGAAGAAAUAAAAAAGAAUGGAGAGGUAACAUUCAGCAGCAGAAGGCAUUCCGGCUGAGUAAAAAUGCAGUAAAUCUAGUUUUGGAAGCUAUUUAUGACUUUGGAUGCCUUACAUUUGAUGUUAAAACGCUUACAGAAAUAAAAAUGGAGAAAGACAAGCCAAAAGAGAGGAUAUGCACUCUUCCACAUCUAAAGCUGGAGAAACCACUAAAUGAAAUGCAGAUAUUGUCAGGAUGUAUUGAUACGUCCAGCAUCCUUAGAAAACUGGAACAAAAUAUUAGAGAAGAACAAAAACACCAAAGCAUACCCCAACAAUAUAUUCAGCCAUUAAGGAUUAGGUCACAACAAAUGAAGAAGGUUCAUCAUGUCAAAUUAGAUUUGCAGAGAAAGGCAUGCUCUGAACCGACUUUACAAACAGGAGAAACUGACUUUGCUGGGCUUGACAUCCUGAAAAGCAGAAGAGGAACAGAUUCCUAUGCUGAAGAGCAAGAGGCCCUGCAACAGAAAUCUUUCCCUAAGCGAGGGAUGCAGAAACUGGAAACGAUUCCUGAGACCAAUCUGGAAUCUGUUCCUUCUCCCAUGAAGGAACCUCUUCAUAUACAAAAUACAAAAGAAUUCACAACACAACAAGAUUUAAAACUAUCGAUUCCACAGAGGCAAAAAGCAUUGAUGGUAGCUAAUAGCCCAUCAAGUUCAAAAGAACAACGAUUACUCACUCCAGGGCUAACGGCACAGCCACAGAAGCCGUUCACAGGGACUAUUCUGGAGUCCAUUUCUUCCUGUAUACUCAAUCAACUUCAUAACAAAAAGCCAGUGGAUGAAGUGAAAAUAAAAGGCAUAAAUCCAAAGGGUUCAGCUCAACAGGUAAAGCAAAUCCCAAACAAAACAUAUAUUUCCAAUGUGGAUGACAUGCAAAGAAAUACAGAAAGACUACUCUUGCUUAUUAAGGAGCAGGAGAAGAGGAGAAAAAAAAAUCAAAAGGAUAAAAAAAUUAUUGACACAAUUACAGACAUGAAAGCAACAGAAAAUCCCAAUCCGGUUCUAAAAUAUUCACCAGCUGGAGUACCAUUUGUUAAUACAAUAGAGAAUGUUGACAUAUUUAAGCAAAGAGAUAGAAAGGACUUAGACAGGAGCUUGCCCAUACAAAGGGGCCAACAAAGGUUUCGUGGUCCAGAGAUUAUCCUAGGUUCUGUUUAUACAUAUGGGCUUACUUCUACUGAAUGUAUAAGCCACAAAGAUAAAGGAAGAACAGCUUCCAUGAAAAGCACUCUGUAUCCCAAAAAGGUAAAAAUGAAGGCAAAGAAAGCACUUGUUUUCCAGCUGCUUAAUAUUACAGGAUAUGGAACCCGAAGCCACAAAAGGGAACUGAAAUGUAAUAUUAAGAAACAGAAGAAGUUCCAGCAAGGUAAAACUGUAGUAGAUUUAGUUGUGAAUGCUGUCCGUGAUUCUGGCUAUAUUCCACCUCAGAUUAAAGAGGUUAUAGAAGUAAAACAGGAGAAAGACAAACCAAGUAAGUCGAUAUACAUUCCUCCACAGCUAAAGAUGAAUAAAUCACUAAAUAAAAGAAAAAUGCCAACUUUGCCAACCAUUGAUGAGAGUGCUAUAUUAAGUACUAUUAAAACACCAAAACAAUAUAUUAGAGAGCAAAAAGAAAAACACCAAAUUGUUUUGCCAGACAUUCUCUCACAAUAUAGUGAUCAACAAGUGCAGAAGGAGCCUGACCAUAUCAAAUUUAAAGUAGAUUUGGGGAGAAAAGUAUAUUCUGAUCUAUCUUCACAGAAGAGAGAAAUCAGUUACAGUGGGUUUGACAUCCCAAGAAUUAGAACAGAUAUAGGACUGGAAUCCCUCAUUGUAAAGGAAAGAGAUGUAGACAUUGACAAACAUUCAGUUUCAGUUUCAUUGGAGAGAGAAGGAUCAAAGAAAAUUGACAGUCCACUAAGUUCAGAAAGAGAGGAUGUAUUUCUUAGAGAUCUGGAUGCUUCUCAACAGAAGACUUGCCAGGAGCAAGAAUCACUGAAACACGAAGGUAUUUCCAUGAAACAUCUGGAGUCUAUUGCCUGCCCCAUUAUGGAACCUCUUCACUUGGAAAACACAGGAAAGGUAGAUAAGGAAGGAGAUAUGUGCAUUAGCAGAAAAAAUAUGUCAUAUCCAUUGGGAAGAGAAGGAUUAAAAGAAAAUGAUAUCUUACAAGGUUCCAUAGCACAAAAAUUUCUUUGUAUGAAUCUAGAGGUUCAGCACAAAAUGCCUACAGUGCAAAAAGAACAAAUGAAUCCAGAUCAUGUUCCUGAAAGUAUUCCAGAUUCUGUAUCUUGCCCCAAUAGGGACCCUCUUCAUUUAAAACAGGCAGCGAAUACAAGAAAAGACUAUGUUAGCGUCUCUGAAAGUUUCAGUGAAAAUCAAAAGGGAAAACAGCAAUCAAAGUUAACUGAUAAUCCAUUAAAAUCGAAUAGACAGAAAAUGGAUUUUUCAAAAAACUUGAGGAUGAAGCAACUAAAUAUUUGUGACCAAAGUAAAGAAAAUAUUCUGAAAUCUGUUUCCUCUUGCAUAUUGCAUCACCUUCAUAUUGAAAAUCCAAAGAAAGAAGUCUCAGCAAAAGAAAUAAUGAGUUCAGAAGUUUUAAGCUCAAUGGUAGAAAAAGCAUCAAACAAAGUAGUUAUUCCAGUGGAUCAGCCUCCAUAUUCCUUACUAAGAAGAGGACAAAAAUGGCAGUACCUGUCAGUUUCCUAUGAGAACCUUCCAGAGAAUAUUUCUUACUCUCAAAAUUAUCCCUGUCUCCUGCAACAUUUAAUGCCUCAGACAAAGGAAGCAUUAUCAAAAGUAGAUAAUGUGUCAAGUAAGACAAAAGGACUAGACUUAUUUUCUAAAGAUCAAUUAAGUUCUAUAUAUGGGUAUCCACUGGAAUGGAUUAUGCCCUUGGUUACUUCAAGGCAAAUGAAUAAACAAAAUGUAAUGCUGCCUUUAGAAUCAUACAGUAGAAAAUAUCUGAAUCUUUUAUUUCCAAAAGGAAAGAAAUCAUCCGAUGAGGCACAGGUAAUUGGUUCAUUACCAAAUUGUAGCCCACCCAUGCUAGGAGUUAGAAGGAAGAUAGAAUCACAUUUGAAGAAAUCAGUAUUUUCACAUGUACUCAAAACUACUGACUGUGGUACCCCAAGCAACAGAACAGAAAUGCAGUGCAACAUAACAGAGAAAAUGAUAAAUACAAACCAUAGAAUAAGUGAACCAAAUUUGGUUAUGGCAAAAAUGGAUGGGUCCAUCUGUUCUUUACCACAAUUCAAACUGAUUAAUGAGACAACUAAUGGGUUUAUCUCAAAUAAUGUGAAAAGAACAAAACAAUAUAUAUCACAGGAAGAAAAGGGUCGAGUAAAAGCAGUGGCUAUGAAAGGAAUGAUGGAUUCUAACAUUAUUUUGAAGGCAAAGAAAUCAUCACUGUCACAUAUACUCAAUAGAAAGGAAUUACCUUUGCUGUUGAACAUUAUAAAACAAGAGAGCAAGGUGCAAGAAGGCAAAGGUAAAUCAGGUAUGAAACUGACAAACUUGUGUACUUCCUUACCAUCUCUAUCACAUCCUAAUGAGCAUUCAAGAAUAAAUGUAGGGAAAGGUAAAUCAGGAAUUCUAAGGAGCUGCCUUCCACCGCUAAAGCUCCAGGCAUCAUCAAAUGUCAGAAAAAUAUCAUUUGCAGAGUCAAUUAAUAGAGAUAACUUAAGCAAUGUAUUAGAAUGGAAACAUUUGCCACAGAAAAAGAAGGAAAGUAUAGAAAAUACAGUAGAUGUGAAAGAUAUAAUGGGCUUCAUAUGUAUCACUUUGAAAGGAAAGAAUUCACCUUUUACACACUUACUGCAUAGACGGGAACCACAGUGGACCAAUAAAGAACGAGAGAAAAUGAAGCAAGAAAAUAAAAGUGAUAGAGGUGUAGUUCAGAAUAAUGCUUCCAUUCUUUCCUCACCUCACUUGGAAUGGGAUCGAAUAAAAGAGGUAUACAUGAAAGGAAUAACAAAAUUCUGUCUUCCAUCAUUAACACUCCAUGAAUUAUCAGAUACAAUGGAAAAAUAUGAGAAGCCAAUUGAUGAUAUUUUAAGCAGUAUUAAAAGAGCAAAACGCAUGCCACCGAAAGACAAAGUGGGAAUAGCGCUGGAAGAAAUAAUGCAUUCCAAAAGAAUAGCUCUGAAGGAGAAGCAGUCUUCAGUGUUAAAGGAAUUACAGUUAAACAUCAAUGAAAAUGAGAAAAAGAUACAGAAAGAUAAAGAUACACUUGUUGAGAUUUGGAGUAAAUUUGCUUCCCUCUCUUUUUCACCUUACUCUAAAGGAGGCACAGUAAAAGGAGAGGAAACCAUGCUAAUAAAAACCAGAUCCUCUUUUUCACAACCAUAUCUACAGGUGUCAUCAGAUAUAGAGAAAAUAGCGUCUAAAAAGUGUAUUACUGAUAGUAUCUCAGACAGUGUGAGAAAAGCCCUAGAAGACAUAAUGCAAAUGAAAGAGGAGAAAGUAAAAAUGGAAAAAGUCAUACUUUUGAAGAAAAAUAAAUCAUCAGUUUCACAGGAAAUUCAGUUGGAAAUAAAAAAACCAGAGAAAAAGAUACAAAACAUUAAAGGUGAACCAAAUGCGCUUCUGACCAAUACCAGUACUUCCAUACCUUUUCUUUCUCAUUUAAAAUGGGAUACAAGGAUAGAAAAUGUAUAUUAUAUGACCGAAGUAACAAGAGACCCUCCUCUUGAACUAUCACACCAGAAAUCAUCAAUAAAAGCACACAGAGAGGCCACUGAUAGCAUAAGUAGUGUACAAAAACCAAAAGACUAUAUGCCAGAGAAAGAGGAUGGAGUAAAGACGUCAGCCAAGAAAGCCAUAAUGCAUCAAAAAAAUGGAGAUUUGGAAGGAAAGAAGGCACUUCCUCAGGACCUACCACUGAAUCUUAAAGAGACUGGGAAAGCAAAUGGAGAAGGCACAGAGCCUGAGAGAGCAGAUGAAGAAGGUAAAGUGCCUGGGCAAACAGAUGGAGCAGGUGCGGAGCAAGGGAAAACGAAUUCUGAUAUUAAAGGGCACAGGAAAACAGAUACAGAAGGAGAGCAACAAGGGGACAUGGCUGAAGAAGUUAAAGAGUACGGGAACAAGGACCCAGGGGGUCCAGAGCAAAGGAAAAAGAAUAAAAAUAAGAAUGAACAAGAAUUAGUUAGGUUUGUCCAUUUACCUUCUCAGCCUUCUGGAACUCAUCAUGAAUUGGACACAAGAAUAGAAAGAAAGGAAGACAUACAAGGAAUAUCAACAUCUGCUAUUCCACAACUAUGGAAACAGAAAUCAUUUGAAUUUGAUGCAGGGAAAAUAGCACAUAGGAAAUCAAUUGGGGAGGAUAUCUCAUAUUAUGUAAAAACAGUAGGAGAGUACAAGUCACAGAAAGGGGCAGACAGAGGAAAAACAGUAGAUAUGAACUAUAAAAUGCCACCCAAAGGCCUGACUUCCAAGGCACAGCAACUGCCACUUGCAUAUGCAUUUGGUAUCACUGGGCGUUGUGGCUCAAAAACUAGAGAUGGAGAGACAAACCUCAAAGAAAAAUUGGGAAAUGUACAGGAAAGAAAAAGUGAACUAGAUACGGUCCUAAAAGUACCUUCUCUACCUUAUCGUAAACUAGACAAAAGUAUAGAAGGCAAAAAAGAGAAACAAGAGUCAUGGGAAGAAGCAUAUAGAGGAAAAACAGUAGAUAUGAACUAUAAAAUGCCACCCAAAGGCAUGACUUCCAAGGCAGAGCAACUACCACUUGCACAUGCAUUCAGUAUCACUGGGUGUGGUGGCUCUAAAACUAGAGAUGGAGAGACAAACCGCAGAAAAAAAUUGGGAAACGUACAGAAAAGAAAAAGUGAACUACAUGCGGUUCUGAAAAUACCUUCUAUACCUCAUCGUAAACUAGGCAAAAGUAUAGAAGGCAAAGGAGAGAAACAGGAGUCACAGGAAGGGGCAGAUAGAAGAAAAACAGUAGAUAUGAACUAUAAAAUGCCACCUGAAGAACCAAGAUCCUUUCUUCCACCCACACAGCACAUAGAAUCAUUAGAUGCAGGGAAAUUAAAAUAUACAGUGUCACUUUUGAAUGAUAUCUCCAGCAAUCCAGAAAGAACAAAAUGCAUGACACUGAUAGAAGGAGAUAAAGCAGAUGUCUUUAAGAAAAGCAUAAUGUAUCCCGAGGACAUAGUUGUGGAAGCAAAGAAAUCACCCAUUCCUGAUAUACUCAAAAGAAUGAAACUGCAAAUGAACAUCAAAGAACAAGGGAAAAAAGGACCUCAAGUUAAGGUGAAAACAGUUGUGCCUCUGAUCAAAACUUGUUCCUUUGUCACUUCUUCAACUUACCUUAAAUUAGACACAACAAAAGAAGAGAAAGAAGAACUAGGAAUACUAAGCUAUGGAUCACAUCUUGAGCUCCAGGGAUCAGUGCCUUCAGGGCAAAUGGCAUCUACAGAGUCAACUGCUAGCUGUGUAAAGAAAGGAAAACAUCUACCAGGGAAAGAAGACAGAGUACAAACAGUAGCCAUGAAAGUUUGCUCAAUGCACCCCAGUGGCACUGUUUUCAAGGCAAAGACAUCAGGAACUCCACAUGUGUUCAGUUUCCCUGAGCACAGCAUUCUGAGCAAGAGAAAGGAGCUGCCACAGUGGGACAUUAAAGAGAAAGUAGCACAGAAGCAGGAAAGAGCAGAAGAUCCUGAUGUGGAUCUGACAAAAGCUUAUCCUUUCAUCCCUUCUCAAUCUCAUCGUAGAUCCUUGACUUCACAACUACAGCGUCCUAUAUCAUCAGGUGCAAGGAAAAUCAGACGUACAGAUUCAAAGGAAGAUAUUGACUCAUAUAAUGUAACAUUAAAAGCAAAUCAACAUAUGCCACACAAAGAGGCAAAGGACAGAGUAAAAAUAGAAGACAGGGAAGAUAGGAUACUCCUCCCAAAAAUAGGUUUGAGAGCAGAGACAUCCCCAUUUGCACAUCUGUGCAAUAGACAGAUACUCCCUUUGAAUAUUAAAGAGCUAAGGAAAGAAGUACAGGAAGGCAAAAGCGGACUCAGAAAGGUUCCGAGGAAAAUUUGUGCUUCUUCACCUUCUUUUCCAUCUUACCUGAAGUGUGACACUAGAAAGGAUGAAAAGGAAGGUGUUCUGGGAACAUCACAAUUCUGUUUUCCACCACUAAAGAUUCAGGAUUCAUCAGAUUCAGGCAAAAAAGCAUAUACUGAGUCAUUGUAUACUUGUAUGUUAAGCAACAGAAAAGAACCAAUACAAUCUAUUACACAGGAAGAGGAGAAAGAUAGACUGAAAAUGGAGAGGAAAGACAAACUGCUUCCUAAACGUAUGAAUCUGAAGGCAAAGAAAUUACUAAUGUCACAUAUACUUGAUACCGAAGAUUUGAAGUGGAAAAUUAAAGAACAAAAGAAAAAGAUCCAGGAAGAUAAAAAUCAACUAGCUGUAAGUCUGACAAACAUUAAUGUAUCUCCUCUUACUCUACCAUAUCAUAAGUUUGAUUUGACAGAAGGAGAGGAAUGCGUGAUAAAAAUUACAGAAUUGUCUCUCUCACAAUUACAGUCCAAGGAAUUAUCAGAUGCAGAGAGAAUAUCAUGUCUAGAAACAACUGGUGGAGCACCUUCAAAUGAUGUGAAAGAAUUAACAAAACAAAUGCUACAGAAAGAAGAGAAGAAUAGAGAAAAAGUUUCUAUGGAUAUGAAUAAUAUAGUGGAUCCUAACAAUAUAUAUCCAAAGGCAAAUAAAUCACCUAUUUUACCUACACAUAAUUUAAGUAACCUUCAGGUGAAAAUAAGAGAGCAAGAGGAAAAGGUCCAAAAAUUUAAAAGUGGGCCAGGUGUCAUACUGACUAAGAGUCCUUCUAGAUCUUCCCCACUUCACCUUGACACAAAUGCCAAGAUCAAGGAAAAAAGCAUACCAGUAUUCACAGGAUCCUCUUCUUUCCUAGCCAACCAGGAAUCAUCAGAUUCUGGGGCAGGCAUAUAUAUAAAGCCAGUAACUAGUGAUAGUGAUAUUUUCAUCAGUCUACAAAAAGAAAAACAUGUGCCACAGGACAAAGAAGAGGAUGGAGUACGAGUAACAAAAAUCAUAAUAUUCUCCAAACAUCAAGAAAAGAAGGAGCAGGAAUGUAAAGAUGAACCAGGUAUGGCUCUAACCAAACCUUCUCCUUCAUUACCAUCUCUACCUCACCUCAUGUUGGAUAAAGAAACACAAUUAGAUGAUGUGAUGCUAAGACUUUCAAGGUCUCUUUUGCAGACGUUAUUACACUCAGGAGAGACGUUACACACACAGCCAUUUGGUGGUGAUAUCACAAAUGAUGUUAAAAACAAAAAACAACAUAUGCCUCAGAAAGAAGAGAGAAGAGUAGAAAAAAUGGUAGAUAGGAGAGGCACAGAUGUAACUUUGAAGUCAAAGAAAUCACCUCGUUCCUCUAUGCUCCAUAGAUCAGAAUUGCACAUGAACAUUAGAGGGCAAGAGCAAAAGGAACAUGGAAGUAAACCACCAUGUAUGGUUCAACGAAAAAUUUAUGUUUCCAAACCUUCUCCACCUGAUCUUAAACUGGAUAAAAGUACACAAGUGGAUGGAGAGAAGCUUAGAAGUAAAACAUCCACUCUACUUCCACGAAUGUUUCCAGAAUUCUCAGGUGCAGAAAAAACAGCAGAUAGAGCAGUAAUGCGUGGUAAUGUAAGAAAAGGAAAACCACAUAUGUUACAGAAUGAAGAAAAACAUGAAGCAAAAACAGUAGACCUGAAGCUCUGCUUGCCUUGCAAAGAGGCAAGGAUCUCCCCAAUUUCACAAAUCAUUAAUGCAAAGGAAUUUGUGUUGAAUAUUAAUAAGCCAGAGAAAAAAAUACAAAAAGGUAAAGGUGAAGCAUGUAUGGUUUUGACAAGGAGUUUUCUAUCCAUACCAUCAACACCUCCCCUUUAUCUGGAUUCAGGGAACAAAAUAGACGAAGUCAUGCCAGGAAGUAUAGGAUCCUCUUGUCCACAGCAAAAUUUCCAGGUAUCAUCAGACACCCAGAAAAUGGCAAAUAGAGAUUCAGUUGAAGGUGAUGAUAAAAACAUGGUUAAACAAGCAGAACACCAUGUGCCUCCCAAAGAGGUAAGGGAACAGUCGUCCUCAAACUUUAUGGUCAGCAUCCAGCAAAGGAAUGAACCUUCCAGAGUCAAAUCAGAAGGAGAUUUGAAUCGGUUGGUUUUAAAUUCACAGAAUGAGGAUAUUUAUUUCACAGGAUUUGGUACCAUAAGAAGUGGAAAAAGUCUGGAAUGGCUUUUUACUGGGCAAAAGUCACAGCCAGAAAAAUGCAAAAGUGAAACUUUUACUGUAUGUCUUUCCUAUCCCACGAUGGAUGCAAUGAAAAUUAGAAAUCUGAAGAAAGAACCCGAAAUAAUGGGUAACUUAAACCAUAAAAUAAGUACUAAGGUUUCAGUUUCACUGCCAGGGGAAACAGCGAAGGAAAUGUAUGUCACAUUUGGCAGCCCUGUAAGUUCCAAAGAAUUUUCUGUUUCAGACAGAUAUGCCCACCACCAAGACACUUCAGCAGGUGUGUCUCCAGAUUCUGAAGAUUCGUGUAACUUAGGUAAGCCAGAGAAAGAUGUACAAAGUAAUGAUAACAUAAGCAAAAUGUUUUCUCCCAAAGGGUUAGCACUACAGACAAAGGAAUCACUGGAAAAAAUGAAUAUCACUGAGUGGAGUUCCUCUCAAAAUAUAGAAGAUCAGGAUAUUGACAUGAAAAAGCAAGUGAUGCCAUGGUCUAAAAGUGCACGCAAGACAAGUCUGACUUCUAUCUUUUCUCUUGAGUUUCCACUUCAAAAUGGAAAGCAGAAGACACCAUCGGAAGUAGAUGUGGACGAGAAAACUACAGUGUCCCCCAGCCUACAAAUACUAGCAGGAAUACAUAUGGAUAUUACAGAGUUUGAUGCUGCAAGAGGAAAAAAUGAGCAGGCAUUGCUAGUUUCAGAACAAGAGGAAUGUGUUAUAGAAUCAUUUCAGGAGUCCCUUUCCACCCCUUGGACUUUUCCACUUCAGUCAGGAGAUCUGGAGGGGAAAGAAGAUGACAAAGUAGAAAUGCACAAGAACAAUACUGUCAGUCUGAAGGAGGAAGUAAGACUGGACACAAGCAGUACUAUAAACCUGCAUGUCCCAUCUCUAAAGGCAGAGGAAUCUCAAAUUAAGACUCAGGGAAUCACUCAUAUAGAGAACAACUGUCCAAUCAAGCAAAAACAUAAGAAACUAGAAGCACCUAGUGCAAAACAAAACAUUCAACUACAAAAAUUGUUUCAAAGAAAUAAUCUGGAUUCAUUUUAUUCAUAUACUGCUCUUUCUCCCGAAUUUGAAGGCCGGAAAGGCAGAUUAACAAUAACAGAUCUGAAAAGAGAAUUGAGCUCCAAAUAUUCAACUAUGAAAAUCCCAAGUCACCCAAUUGCAAAGAUUCUUGGUAUCCUAGGAUGUGAUACUCCAAGCAGUAGAAAGAAAUUAGAUGAGGUUAACAAAUCAAAGAACAUGGUUUCAUGGAGUAAAGAUGAGUCCGGAAUAUUUAUCAGAAGUGUUUCUAUUUCCAUGAUGAGUCCACCUCACACUGAAAAGACAGUAGGAUCUGAGACAUACCUAGAAAGAGAAAAGAGGCUCUGUUUUUCUAAAUUCCAAGAGAAGUUGCUAAACACUAAUGAAAUUGUUAAGAGAGACACUUUAACAAUUAUAAAAGGAGGACAGAAUUUUACAAACACAGUUCCACAACAUUCCCAGCUCUCUGUAGUGGAUGGACAACAAAUGCAGAAACUUCCUAAUGUCAAAUCUAAAGCAAGCCUUAGAUGUGAAAUAAAUGAAAAAAUUUUAAAUCCACAAGCAAAAGAAAGUGUUGUUUCAGGGCAUGAUGUCUCAAGGAUCAUGAAAAAACCAGACUUGCAUAUAAUCAAGCAAGAAGAAAACGUACCAAAACGCAUUCUGACACCCACAGAGUGUCUGUCUGUGUUUGGAGAUCCAAAGCUAUGCAAGCAAAGGGAUCAUGGUAAACCAGUGUAUGAUGUGACCACACAAAAGCUUCAACAACGAAAAGUGUUUCCGGGAACUGUACCCAUGCCACCUCAAGUUAAAAGUAAUGAAAUCAAAAUAGCUGCAGAUGGUAUAAGUGCAGAACAUUUACUUCCUAUUUAUAAAGCAAUUAAAAAUGUCUCUGAAUCCCAGGUAAAAAAUACAAUCCAAUACAAAGUUUCUUCUGAUAAACUGGAAAAAGUACAGGCCUAUAAACCUGAUGACUUGAAGUCACGACCUUUUCCAGAGGGUCCAGAUAGAACAGCAACAACAAUAUAUCCCAAAUUACAACAAUUUACUCUCAAAGAAAAAGAUAAGCUUGCUAAUCAUUUAGAGUCAAAAGCACUUGAAAUAAGACUAAAUCAGAUACCAGAGAUGGCAAAAAAAUCCUUACAAAAGUUCAACUUUUAUCUAAAAGGGGCUAUCUCAGAAGAUAACAGUUGGAGGUUCUAUCCAAGACAUAAAAAAAUGAGCUUUAUGUCUCAAGCAGGGAUCGACACUGUAGUGCUUAACUUAAAUCACAAAUACCAAAAAGAUUCACCUCCUGUCAGCUAUAUGAAGACACUGAUUGGUAAUGUUUCGAGUGGCAGCAUGGAGAUUGUUACAAAGUCGAAGAGUAUUAAUAAGGUGGAAAGUGGAACAUCUUCAGUGGUUUCUGCUAGUGAGACACCAUUGUUUCAUAUUCUCCAAAAGUACUCAGUAAAAGAAAAAGCCAAACUUCUUAUGCACUUUUCUAUGAAAACAUUGGAGAUACAAAUGAAAGCCUUUCCCAGAACUGUAAGAGGAUCUUAUGCAAUGACCAGUGCUCAGGACAGAACGAAACCUUUAUCUAACUGUAUUCAUUCUGCUAUCAAAGUACCUAAACGAAAAAAUAGAAUUUUGUUACUUUUUGAGGAAAAACUUCUUCAUCAAAUAGAUCUUGAUUUACAAUACAAAUACCUUCGAUUUCUCCUGGGGCUUCCUGUUGGAAGUAUGUUCCCUAAGCCAAGUGCACUUCCCAAACAUAUUCUUAAAUUAAAGACAAUUGCAGUAUGUAAAAAAGUAGAUGAUAGUGGGGAAAGCUAUAGUUUUUCCAUUGAUACAGAACUGUUAGAACAACAUAUCUCUUUCAAAAAGCAAAGCCCCCAUGAAAACUCAUCACUCAGAAAAUUCCUAGAGCCAACUCACAUGCAUGCUUUUGACCCUAAUCUGCAUAGCCCAGCACAGGUAGAUACUCGAGUUCUUUCACAGUUAAAGUCCCAUGUGACUCCAGAGAAAGAUAAACAAUAUCAUGUAUGUUUUCAAGAAAUAAAUGCAUAUAAAUCUUUUGAUUUAAGGACUCAGAGAAAUGCUACUAGUUUAGUUGAUUCACAUACAACUCAAAUUUCUGAAGAUUUUACUGAUACUCAGAAAAAUGUUAAGAGUCCAGCUAACCUGGAGGAAAGUCCAGCUCUUGAAGUACAUGACAGUGAGGAAUGUAUGUUUUUAGAAGCCAACUCUUAUUUAAGUGAGGAGUCACAAAACAUUCUUUCUGAAGUACAGAAAGGCAUUCCUUUGAAAAAUCUCUGCAGAAUGAAAGAAACCACGACUGAUUUGAAACCAUUUUACAGUGAAGAUUCGGGUUCCCAUCAUACUAAAGGCUAUAAAAAACAUACCUUAAUUAAGAGACCACCUUCUUAUAAAUCCCACAACAGCGGGAAAUAUAGAUCAUCCUCCAAAAUGAAAUCUCCUGACUGGUUGUGUCAUAGUUCAUUCAAUAUCGCAGAAAUUCAGGCUACCUCAUCUACUAUAUCAUUCAGUAAAGAGAAACUUUCAGGGACUACAAGGAACAGAACAAGUUACUCUUUAGCUCCCUUAACUGAGUCAAAUAUUAAAUUACAUCUUGCAAAAAACCAAGGCAAGUUUCACAUGCACCCAGAAAGCGAAGAAAGAAAGAAUGCCAAAUUUGAUUUAUUUAGGAAGAACAACAGUCAUUCGGACUAUGAUUACAGUUGUACACACAGUAAAGAGAAAUGCACAAGAAAGAAGAAAGUGUGUGAUUAUGAGUCAGAAAGAUCAGAUUAUUUCCAAAGCAAACAUAAAUCAGCAUCAAAACCUCAUCGCCAGGAUAUCAACUUUCAUUCUGAAGGAAGACAAAACCAGCCAUUUUUUUUUGCCUGUAUACCAGCGGACUCACUGGAGAUUAUACCCCAAACCAUUCGCUGGACUAUUUCUCCCAAAACCUUAAGGAAGAGAAACUUCAGAGUUCCCCUGGUGGCAAAGAUUUCAAGUUCUUGGAAUAUAUGGAGUUCGUCCAGAAAGUUGUUGGGAUCACUCUCAGGGUCCUUUCCUACAGUUCAUCAAAACUGAUAUUACUUAUGUAGAGGCCCCUGAAGUGGAAAGCUGGUCACUAUUGUGGUAUCCUGUGAAAAAUAAAACAAUAUAAUGUCAAA